CGCUUGCGCGACCAAGAGGUUUCUCAACGUACUCUGGAUGUUUAGUCCACAAGUUAAAAGUGCCGCUUUCAGUAUUCAGACAUUUGGUACAAUGAACUUAUUUAUUUUAAAUACCGUCAAAUGUACCAAAAAAGGUAAAAUAAUAACAUAUCAAUACGGAGUUGUAAAAUAAACAUCGGCAUAGUAACAACAAAACAGCUUUUAAAUUGUUUGUGACGUAUCUAAAUUGUGCUUCUAUAAAUAUAAGUUGUACAAAGUGACUCAAAAACAACUUGUAUACAACUUAUUUAUAUUGUUUUUUGUUGUGGAACAGUGUGUUGUACGAGAGACUUGACAGUGGUGGGACGUGAACGGUUUUUUAAGAAAACUAUGGAGUUGAAGGACCUUCACAAAAAAAUUUCGAAAGUAUCAAAUGGGAUCUAAUAGUUCGACGACCAUGGCUUCAUCAUUAUCACCAAUUUCAUCAGACAUGUCGUACCAAAUCGGUACGAACGAAUCAUCGAAAUCAACCAUCGACCAACUACUCAUCGCAACCGACCAAAAUUUAGAAGGCAUCGAACAGCCUUCGAGUACAAAUAUUGAAGAGCCGAAAUCAAACAAUAAUCAAGAAAUAGAUUAUAAAAAUGAUGACGAGGAAGAUUCUGCGACGGAAAGUCUCCCACCAACAGAAGAACCGCAUGACAGAUCGGACGGAUCAGAUUCCGGACUCGGUUCGGAGCUGAACGAAGAACGGCCCUUAGAAACGACCGCGAAUAUAGAAAAUUUCCACGAAACUUCAUUUUUGUGCAAUGCGCAGUUCGAGGAAUUCGCUAGACAAGUGACUUCAUCGGGCGUGAGCGUUUUAAGCGAACCGCAAUCACAAAAGAAAGAAAUAAAAAGCAAUCUCAAACGUAAAUUAUGCACCGAAGAACAAAUCGAAGAACCGGAAGCGAAAAAAAGAAAAGGCAUCACCUUCGACAGCGUCACUGUCUUUUAUUUCCCCCGCGCUCAAGGUUUCACUUGCGUACCUUCCCAAGGCGGAUCCACUUUAGGCAUGGGCGCUUCCCAUACCUACGUCAAGAAAUUCUCCAUAGCAGAACACGCGGUAGAACAAAGAAGAAUCCACAGACAGCUCCUCCAGCAGCUCAGAGCGGAACGGAACCUUUCCGCCGGUGCGGCCACCUCUAGCGAGGAAUCCGACAGCGAAGACGAAGCGAGCGAAACCUCCGACACCGAAAUGGAUCCGGAUAAUUAUUAUUUCCUUCAACCAGUGCCUACUAGACAGAGGAGAGCCUUGUUGAGAGCCGCUGGUGUGCGCAAAAUUGAUUCCGUGGAAAAAGACGAAUGUAAAAAUAUUAGAACGUCUCGGGAAUUUUGCGGAUGCGGAUGUAAAGGUUUCUGCGAUCCGGAUACUUGUUCUUGCAGCCAAGCGGGGAUUAAAUGUCAAGUUGACAGACUUAAUUUUCCUUGUGGGUGUUCCAGAGAUAAUUGUGGCAAUUCCAGCGGCAGGAUUGAAUUUAAUCCGGUAAGAGUGAGGACGCAUUUCAUUCAUACGCUUAUGAGGUUAGAAUUAGAAAAGGAAAAAGAAGGUAAAACUGAAAAUAAAAUGGUUCGGGUUCAACAAAAUUGGAUGGAUAACGAAAGAUUAUCCACGCCUGCACAAGACCAAACUUCUUCUAAAAACCCCGUUAGCAAAUAUAACAGUAGUUUAUUAAGGGAUGUUACUUUAUCUGCAAACGUGGAAGCUGAAAAUUGUGUCCAUACAGGGAGAUUCACGAAUUUACACUACGGAGCACCGGGGGAAGGACCCGGGAAUCAUCUACCAGAUCGAGGUGAUUCUUUGGACCUUUAUACUUUCAGAGAAAAUUGUUACGGCGAAGAAUCCAACCAAGAAGAUCGAAAACACUCUUUUCAUAAUCAAUCUUUCCAUUUUUCUAACGUCGGUUUCGGCAACUACGUCCCUGGCCAUCAGAAUCAAUACCCCCAACCAUAUCAACAGAGCUUUAGCGAUUUCCCGCCGAUAUUCAGCGCCCCCUACUCAGGUAUGUACGUGCCGGAAUUCAACCAGAAACCCGUAGAUGUCGCCUUUCAACAAAAUUACGAAAAUUUCAAAGCCGAUAAUUUUCCGGAAAGCAAAGAAAAUCAAUACACCAAUUUGAAUGCGGUCAGCGAGGGAAAUACCAAAAUUGAGUCUUUUUCCUAUUUGUUGAACGGGAAAUAUAAUAAUUAUCCGAGCUACGAGGGGGAGUUCAAUGGUAAUUUGAAUUUGGAAAGUCCCAUAGUGGAGAAAAACGGUGAAAAUUCGUCCAACGGCAGCGCUACCGAGGAAUGCGAUGAAAAUUUCGGGGAAAUUAUUAAAAAAUCUAUGGUAGAAACUGUUUCAGCAUAAUAUUAAUGGUUAAAAUACUAUAAAUACAUUAUUAUUAAUUAUUUUAUUCCAUAUUAAAUAUUAUUACUAUUGAAUUGUAAAUGAUUUAUAUAUAAAA
Molecule: messenger RNA, 2465 nt
Organism: Diorhabda carinulata
Lineage: Eukaryota; Metazoa; Arthropoda; Insecta; Coleoptera; Chrysomelidae
Gene: Axud1
Product: cysteine/serine-rich nuclear protein 1
Exons: 4
Coding region: 413-2368 (651 amino acids)
Biological process (GO): regulation of transcription by RNA polymerase II
Cellular component (GO): nucleus
Molecular function (GO): DNA-binding transcription factor activity, RNA polymerase II-specific; sequence-specific DNA binding
Source: RefSeq, a predicted model, not a curated record